AUGUCUCAACCUACUGUUAUCACUCCCUCCCCUUCCUCAACUCCCGCCGUUCCCUCAACUACGACGCCUGUCGCCAUUAUUGCCAAUCAAGUCUGGUGGAAACACUGUACCGUCGUCAUUGGCGACUUAGAUGGUCCUGUACUUGGUGGCAAAGGCCUCGGUGCCUCGAGUGACAUCGCGACAAAGCUCUUCCUGCCCAGCUUGGCCGACACCGACCCCAGCAUGGGUUUCUCGCUGGAGUUUCCACUUGGCCCGAACAACGAAGAUGAAGGCUUUGGCACACGCCAUGCUAUGGAUCGUGCACUUGGGCUGAAUGGUAGGGCAGUGCCGACUGAGACGCAUAACAUCACUGUCAAGUUUCCUCGCGACCAGUUCACCUCCCAGGUCGAGGCAAUCGAGCCUAGCAGCCACCUGAGUAGCCUGUUCCCCGAUUCUAGUACAGAGCUUUCACUGCUCAAGGUGUCGGUGAAUAAACACGCCCAGUGCAAGGUCCAAGGAUGGGGUAUGCCCUUCGCCAACCCAGGCCACGAGAGCGAGGGAUGGCUGAAUGGGAACAAACCUGUUGUCGGUGACAGCACUUUACUAAGUGUUUUGGAGCAGCAAGAGUUUAUUUUCGUCGUCUUUGCAGCCAAGGACAUUGUUCAAAAGGAGUGGACUGAGGCAAGGCUUCCUCCCCCCUUUAGCUACCCGUACGGAACGGAACACAGCUGGGAUGAGGAUCGGUACAAGACCAUGCUCAACAAGGCUAAGGGUGGUCGGUUUGCACCCGCCUGGUAUUUCGAUGACGACAAUGCCCACCUGGCUGUCUUGACGCAGUCUCAAGUACAGGACGUUUUUUGGGUUCACCAGAUUGCUCAAGACAUCAAAGACACGAAGUUUCGGGCAUACUUUGUCCCUCAUAAGACCAAACACGCUGCAUGGCGUCGUCUUACCCAAGAUGAAUUCCUUCAGCUCAAUCUUCACAAGAACUCCAGCGACGAACGACCAGCUAAAUGGGAUACCAGAUUGAUGCCGCAUCCUGGAAAAAGUUCUACUCUCAGUUCUCACCCCCUGAACAAAGACGAUAUAGUUCUUCUUGUCCGCCGGCCUCUGAAGGAGUAUACAGAUCGUGGUCCCGACUUCGAGGUCAAGAAUUUGGUUGCCCUAAACUUCGACCUUCAACUCAAGGAUGUUCAGCGAAGGGUUGAGGCGGUUUGCGUAUUCGACCCCAAUGCAACGCCGACCAACGUUGCCGCAUACGGGAUGCCAACUGAGGUACAGUCCACGAAUCCCAACACCCGCCCGAUCACAGUCCCAACCGACGCUCAGAUCAGAUUCCGCAUGGGUUUGCACCGAGACCUCAUGCGCGGCACUGGCUUCUACCCUACUUGGCGGCUUGAAGCGAAGCGAGAGUUCCCGCACUUUUUUGAUCACGAGGCUCGAUCUCUUCCUAUGACCAACUUUCUCGAAACCAAUGAUGAGCGAUACAUAGAGGCAUUAAUGAUGGAGGCUCUUCCGAGUGAUCGCGCUGGAUUCCAGAAGUACCUCAGCAAGCGGCCCCUUGGCUUAGGUAUCAUCACCGCAGGACCGGGUUUUGGAAAGACGACUGCGUUGGCUGCUGGAACGAUCGCCAUGUCCUCACUAGGCAAGAUCUACGGCAGCGGACCAACACACGUUGCUGUCGAGAACUUCUCUGCACGCCUCGGCUGCAUCACGGCUAGUGUCACAAACCGCUACAACAAGGACAAGAAGGCUGAUGAUCCCUCUCGAGCUCGCCGCCUGCUCGUCAUUCGUGGCAACAAGAUAAAUGAUGAGGUCGAGGCCUUCUUCAACCUAUUGAAAAGCCCUCGUAUUGGCAAUGCAGCAGCCCCUAACCGGUGGUGGACGCCCCCUUCCAAAUGGACGAUGCACUUAUCCCUUGCGUUCUGGUUACUUGUGCUGCUACGUUCCCCUGGUGUUCAAGAACUUCAUCCAGAUGAUAGUGUAGCUAUCUUCAAGCUGCGUGACACAAUAGACAAGAGGGAUGACUUGGCGCGACUCCGCGCCUACGGGUCUGGUGCCAUGGAAAUGGCCGAGUACGAGAAAGGCGUCACUGUUCCCCGACUCGAGAUUGAGGCGAUCAUGAGAGAGAUUGUGUUCGCUGCCGACAUCGUGUGUACGACUCCGGUGCGAUCUUGUCAGGAGCCAUAUGCCACCUGGAAGAACGAGCACGCUCGGGGAAUUGCUAUUGAUGAGGCUGCGAAUAUCAGCCGGCCUGACUUGUACACGGUGUGGGGCAACACCCUCCUGCCAUGUCUCAUGGCGGGCGACGAGAUGCAGUUAUCUCCUACAGUCAUGACCAUGGGCGACAAAGAUGCUGGCGGAAACCUCUUGAACCGCCUAGGCAACGACGGGAAAAUCUCUCCUCUAUCGUUCCUAAAGGCAACUGGCUGGCCGAUAUACCGACUACGAACCCAGCUCCGAAUGGCCAAUGGGCUAUUCGACCUCGGCCACGAUGAGUUCUACAGCGACGUGCCUAUCGAGUACGGCCUAGGCUGCGAUAUUGGCCUCCCAGGACACCAAAUUGGCCGCCAGCUGGAGACGUUCCUCAACCAAAGGUACCCAGAAUUGACUCCGGCUCAACCCGGGACGAUGCAAGAGGUGUUUGUACACCUCGAGCGCUCGAAUACCUCCGUAGAUAAGUUUACUGGCUCAAGGAUGAACCGCGGCCAGGUCAAAGUCGCACUUGAUCUGAUUCGUGAUUUUGUCAAGGCAACAAAGGUGAGCCCUGCCCGUAUCAUUGUCAUCACGCCUUACAAGGCCAACGUCGGUGUCAUUGAGUCAAUGCGCAAGAAGUCGGACUACUCGAUAAUUUCUGGCAUGCAGCCCGCAGCGACGGUUGAUUCAUUCCAAGGCCGCGAGGGGGAUGUUGCCGUUGUCAUCAUGGGCACAACACGGAGGUCCGGCCCAGGGUUCACGACGGAUGAGCCGCGACUUAAUGUUAUGACCAGUCGCCAAAAGAGCGGGCUAGUUAUAGUUGGCGACAUUAAUGUGGUGGAGUGGAUAGACGAGGGAAGAAGGGUGGAGAGGAAGCAGAAGCAGGAGGACGGGGACAAGACAAAUUCCCUUGAGGUCAUGAGCCGCAAUGGCAAGAAGCAGUGGAUGAGAGGCGCCCCCCUGCAUCGUGUUCUGACGAAGAUUCACAAGAAUGGCCGGAUGGUUCGCGCUCCGGCGCCAAGUUCGGCGGAGGAGGAUGCGAGCAUUUGA
Ilyonectria robusta is the source of this 3225-nucleotide messenger RNA. RefSeq names its product AAA domain-containing protein. The record is from RefSeq and is a predicted model, not a curated record. NCBI's taxonomy places the organism in Eukaryota, Fungi, Ascomycota, Sordariomycetes, Hypocreales, Nectriaceae. Gene Ontology annotation, molecular function: 5'-3' DNA helicase activity. The transcript has 5 exons. The coding region runs from base 1 to 3225 and encodes 1074 amino acids.